AUGUCAGGACGCAAUUGGCACCAUGGGCACCAAAGGCGCAGUGCGCUCCAUGGGCAUCUUGAGCACCAAAAGAACAAGGUAGUGUUUAUAAUGGGGGCUACAGGGAUGGGAAAAUCUCAUCUCUCUAUUGACCUCGCAACCCAUUUUUCAACAGAAAUCAUCAACUUUGAUAAAAGGCAAGUUUACAAGGGACUUGACAUUGUCACCAACAAGAUAACAGAUUCUGAAAAAGAAGGUGUACCACACUAUUUGCUUGAGAAAAAAUGCAUAUUAUUAUUUCGAUAUUGUGGUGUUGGAUAUGUUUCAAUCGUCGUUGGUGGGUCAAAUUCAUACAUUGAUAAACUUGUAGAAGAUCCUAUGUUCGCAUUUAAAUCUAACUACGAUAGUUGUUUUAUUUGGAUUGACAUUGAUGUAUCUACAUUGGACCCUUUUCUUCUCAAAAGGAUUGAUUAUAUGGUCCAAACUGUGGAUGAGGUGCGGGAAAUAUUUUCUCCUGAAGAAGAAAAUAAGUUUGACACAUGUGAAGAAUCAACAAAGAAGAUUCUUCUUGAAUCCGCAAUUGAAGAAAUUAAAGUUAGUACUUGCAACUUAGUUUGCCGCCAACUUGAGAAAAUUCGACGAUUUAUGAAUGAGAAAAUGUGGCCAUUGUAUCAUAUUGAUGCCAUAAAUGUUUUCAAGGAAAAUAAAAAAGAAGGUGCUGAUGAUAAAUGGAAACAUAACGUCCUGAAACCUACCUUGAUAUCGUAA
This is a messenger RNA of Capsicum annuum, 747 nucleotides long. Its product is annotated as adenylate isopentenyltransferase 5, chloroplastic-like. Gene Ontology annotation, molecular function: tRNA dimethylallyltransferase activity. The coding region runs from base 1 to 747 and encodes 248 amino acids. Gene Ontology annotation, cellular component: mitochondrion. NCBI's taxonomy places the organism in Eukaryota, Viridiplantae, Streptophyta, Magnoliopsida, Solanales, Solanaceae. The transcript is spliced from 6 exons. The record is from RefSeq and is a predicted model, not a curated record. Gene Ontology annotation, biological process: tRNA modification; cytokinin biosynthetic process.